AUGGGUCCUAAGAAUGAAGUGGAGGAUGAUUCCGUCGAAGAAACGUUAAUGUCAAUGCCUCAUCUAUCACGUAUUGAUCGACGAAAAUCAUCAAUAGCAGCCAUAUUUGAAGAUAGACGACAUGAUGUUGUCAUUAAACGUCCUAGUCUACGACGAUUAUGGGCUAAAUAUGAUGUGCCUUACAUUAUUGGAGAAGAAAUUACACACGCUAAACAGAAUUUAUGUGAAACAACAUUGUUAGUUGGUGCAUGGUGUUUGGUUGUCGUCUUUUUUCCAUUUUCUUUAUUUUUUACAUUGAAAGUUAUUCAAGAAUACGAACGAGCUGUGAUAUUUCGACUUGGACGAUUAGUGGCAGGAAGCACGAGAGGUCCCGGAAUAUUUUUCAUUUUACCUUGUGUUGACACAUUUUCUACUGUCGAUAUUCGUACUGUUUCAUUUGAUGUACCUCCACAAGAAGUAUUGACACGUGAUAGUGUAACGGUCGCUGUCGACGCUGUGGUUUAUUAUCGUGUAUUUAAUCCAACUAUAUCUGUCGCCAAUGUUGAAAAUGCUCAAGAAAGUACACGUUUACUGGCUCAAACAUCGCUGAGAAAUGUACUGGGUACACGAUUACUAUCAGAAUUACUAUCGGAUCGUGGUGCAGUAUCUAAUUAUAUGCGGGAAUGUUUAGAUGAAGCAACUGAUAAUUGGGGAAUCAAAGUUGAACGAGUGGAAAUUAAAGAUGUAAGAUUACCCACAAUUUUACAACGAAUUAUGGCAACAGAAGCGGAAGCAGCACGGGAAGCAAGGGCAAAAAUUAUUGCUUCAGAGGGCGAGUAUAAGGCAUCAAAAGCACUCAAACACGCAGCCGAUAUUUUAAGUGAAUCACCUUAUGCCAUUCAAUUACGAUAUCUUCAGACGUUAAAUAGUAUUGCUGCCGAACAAAAUAGUACAAUCAUAUUUCCUCUACCAAUGGAAUUUUUACAAAUUCUUCGUCCGUCUACAACUGCCGCAUCUCUAUCUCCACCGCCAUCACGUCUAUACUCAAAUACACCAACAUCUGCCAGAUCAUUUGAUAAAGAAAAGAAUAUUGAAGACCUUUCUGAACUAUUAAAUAACUUAUCACCUAUAGAAACAGAUUUGCCUCUUAUAGAAUCGUCCGAUACAAAAGAAAUUAUAUCACCAUCGUCCAAUUUAAAUUAUCCAACAACACACACAUCGAUAUUGAGUGACACAUCGGACUUACGUUCACACAAAGGUCACCCACAUCGAAUAAAUACAAUUCAAACUAAAACUCAACAUUCAACAGCAACAGCAAUCUAA
Messenger RNA from Didymodactylos carnosus, 1302 nucleotides. Lineage: Eukaryota; Metazoa; Rotifera; Eurotatoria; Philodinida; Philodinidae. The record is from the annotation of a GenBank genome assembly.